CUUCUUUUCUCUUUUCUAACUUACCUUUCUCUCCUCAUAAGUCCAAGUCCCUUCUACGACACUCACCUGCCCCCUUGUGACGGACAACCGGGUACCAAGUACCUCCCUCAACUUACCACAUCGCGCCCAGAUCUUCGGUGGUGACCGAGUGGAAGUGCAUCUCCCACCUCUCCUUCUACUUCUUCUUCUUCCUUUCCGUUUCUAGAUCCAUCAUCGAAUUCAUCGUACAGACUACAAAGUAUCACAAGUCGUCGUUGCCGUUAUCACCAGAACAGUAUCACUCAACCUCUCACACCUACAAAUCAUGUCGUCACGUAUCAGCCCCCGAGCCAUCCGCUCCCUCACCAGCACCACCGCCUCCCCCGCCGUGCGCAGACAAUUGGCAGCUUCAACCUCAAAAGCAGAGCCAACCACCCGCUCCUCCAGCACCACCACACGCCCAACACCCUCCAUCACCCCAACUCUGAGGCCGUUGAUGCAAGGAUUCCACACGGCCACCUCCUCCCCGGCACCUGUUGCAAUGUCGUCGAUUGAUUUCGUCUUCUUCCCCACCCACGACGCCAUCACCACUCCCCACCAAUCCGCCCUCCGCGUCCCCCUCCUCCCCGACAACUACACCCCCGACCGCUCGAUCGGGUCUGCACACGCGCCGGAGGCAGAGGUGAUGCCGUUGCAGAGGAGUGAGAUUAGCAUUAUUGCGGCAAGGCCGGAGACGGUGGCGAGUGCGUUGACGGAGGUGGUGGGGUUGGGGAGGGAGAUGGGGUUGGGGGAACUGACGAGGGCGUUUGCGGAGGGGGUGGAGAGGGUGGAGGGGGAGGUGAUGGGGGGGUUGAGGGGGUUGUGGGGGGAUUUGUUGGAUGAUGUUUUGGGCGAGAAAGCUGUAAAGGUUGCGAGGGCUUAG
This is a messenger RNA of Pseudogymnoascus destructans, 901 nucleotides long. RefSeq lists its product as uncharacterized. The record is from RefSeq and is a predicted model, not a curated record. Bases 305 to 901 code for a protein of 198 amino acids. Lineage: Eukaryota; Fungi; Ascomycota; Leotiomycetes; Thelebolales; Thelebolaceae. The transcript has 3 exons.